ACAUAAAAAAACGUGAUUUUCACAUUCUAUUUUUUGCGUAUUUAUUAAUAUUUUAAAGAAAGUGAAUAUAAAGAAAGAGUUUUAUCAUGUACGAACAUAACGAACAAGGUCAAUUCAGUGAUGCAGAUGACACUGAGAAACCGCUGAAUACGUGUAAAGGAUGGCCACUAUUUUAUUGUGAACUUUCUAAAGACAUAAGUAAUUUGUAUGUUUCAAAUAGUGAAGAAAGAGAAGAUGAUGAGAAUGAUGAUAAUGAUGAUAAUGAUGAUAAUUUAGAAGAUGAUGAUUUCAUCUGGGAUGAAGAUCGAAGCAGAACUGGUUCAAAAGAUAUUGUUAAGAAUAUUCAAACAAAAAAUGUUAAUGCUCAGAGUAUUUCCAAUAAGAUUAGUAAUUAUCAACCAUCAGAUAAAUUAUUUCGUCGUUAUUCUAACAAAAUUAAUAUUGAAAAAUAUGAGGGUCCAUCUUUGCCAGAACAUGCAGCAAAUAUUUUAAUUGAAAAUGAUAAGCGUGUGGAAAAGGAUAGGCUACGAAUAAAAGACAAACAUGAUCGUGCAACUGUUGAACAAGUUUUAGAUCCACGUACAAGAAUGAUAUUAUUUAAACUGUUAAAUCAAGGUAUAAUUGCAGAAAUUAAUGGCUGCAUUUCAACAGGCAAAGAAGCUAAUGUUUAUCAUGCAAUUUCAAAGACAGGAGUAGAAUUUGCAAUAAAAAUAUAUAAAACAUCAAUUUUACAAUUUAAGGAUAGAGACAAAUAUGUCACUGGUGAAUUUCGUUUUCGUCAUGGUUACUGUCGCCAUAAUCCGCGCAAAAUGGUACGGACAUGGGCUGAAAAAGAAUUUAGAAAUUUAAUACGUCUUCAGCAAGGAGGAGUAAAUGCUCCAAAACCAAUUUUACUACGUAGCCAUGUACUAUUAAUGGAUUUCAUAGGCACCAAUGGCUGGCCAUCACCAAAACUAAAAGAUGUUGUUCUUACUGCUUCUAAACCAAGAAAAUUAUACAGAGAGUGUAUUGAAACAAUGUGGAAACUAUAUAAUAAAUGCAAGCUUGUUCAUGCUGAUUUAAGUGAAUAUAAUAUACUAUAUUAUGAUGGAUCUCUUAUAAUAAUAGAUGUAUCUCAGGCAGUUGAACAUGACCACCCUAUGGCUCUUGAAUUUCUUAGGAAAGAUUGUACAAAUAUUACUGAGUUCUUUAAGAAAAAUGAUGUAGGAGUGAUGACUAUCAAGGCAUUAUUUGACUUUAUAACAGAUCCAACAAUAACUGAGGAGAAUAUGGAUAAAUAUUUAGAUACAAUAUCAGCGCAGAUGGCACAACAAAGCGGAGAAAAUGUUGAUCCUAAACAACAAAUAGAAGAACAAGUGUUUAAACAAGCCUACAUACCUCAAAAUUUAACACAGGUCAUUGAUAUUGAGCGCGACAUCAAACUUGCUAAAUCUGGGAAAGAGGAUUUAAUAUAUAAAACUCUAGUUGGUUUAAAAGGAGACUUAUCCAAGCCCGUUGAUACUCCUGAAAUUCUAGCCGAAGUUUCUAAGAAAACUGUUAAUUUAGGCGAGAAAGAUGAUUCAUCUGAAGAAACUGAUGAUUCUGAGGAAGAUCAAAAUAGUGAAGAAGAAAAUGUAGUCGAAAAUGAGUCAAAUUUUGUGAAUUCGGCUCGACCUCGAAAUGAGAGUAGAGAUAGUAAAAAAGCACGGAAAAAAGCCGUAAAGGAACAACAAGCAGAAAAUAGGAAAACUAAAAUAAAAAAACAUAUAAAGAAGAGAAAAGAAAAAAUCUUAAAAAAGAAAUAA
This is a messenger RNA of Habropoda laboriosa, 1784 nucleotides long. It is a transcript of the gene RIOK1, whose product is annotated as serine/threonine-protein kinase RIO1. NCBI's taxonomy places the organism in Eukaryota, Metazoa, Arthropoda, Insecta, Hymenoptera, Apidae. Gene Ontology annotation, cellular component: preribosome, small subunit precursor; cytosol. Bases 87 to 1784 code for a protein of 565 amino acids. Gene Ontology annotation, molecular function: ATP binding; protein serine/threonine kinase activity. Gene Ontology annotation, biological process: maturation of SSU-rRNA. The record is from RefSeq and is a predicted model, not a curated record. The transcript has 5 exons.